Messenger RNA from Mucor mucedo, 1806 nucleotides. RefSeq names its product polymerase. The record is from RefSeq and is a predicted model, not a curated record. Gene Ontology annotation, cellular component: nucleus. Gene Ontology annotation, molecular function: RNA binding; poly(A) RNA polymerase activity. The transcript is spliced from 6 exons. NCBI's taxonomy places the organism in Eukaryota, Fungi, Mucoromycota, Mucoromycetes, Mucorales, Mucoraceae. The coding region runs from base 48 to 1745 and encodes 565 amino acids.
GGUUUGAUGACAACAUAUCUUUCUAUAUUUAUUAUUUUAUUAUUCCAAUGGCAGAAGCAAGUGGAUAUCCUGGAGUGACCAAACCUUUAGCUUUAGUUCCACCAGAGAAACGAGACUUAGCAUUAACAGAUGAUCUCGUUCGAACCCUGGCUUCAUGUGGAGCUUAUGAAAAUGAAGAACGCACCAAGCAACGACAAGACAUUCUUACGUAUUUGGAAAAGGUGGCACAGCGUUAUAUCUCCAACAUCUGUCAGCGAAAGAAACUGUCGCAUGAUGAGUAUACGCAUGCCGGAGGUAAAGUCUUGACUUAUGGAAGUUAUCAUUUAGGUGUUCAUUCUACAGAUGCGGAUAUUGAUACACUGUGUGUGAUUCCAAACCUUGUGACAAGAGAAGAGUUCUUUGAUGAAAUGUCAAAUUUUCUUCGAUCAAACCAACGAGUACACCAGCUAAACGUGGUGAAAGAUUCAUAUGUUCCCGUCAUUAAAUUCAAAUAUGACGAUAUCUCUAUUGACUUGGUGUGCGCAAGAGUGAAUAUGCCUCGAGUGCCCGACGACAUUGACGUCAAUGAUCCAGCCAUUUUAUAUGGACUAGACGACCAAUCGAUUCGUAGUUUAAAUGGCAACCGAGUAUCCAAGGAUAUAUUGAGGCUUGUCCCAAACGUGGAAACGUAUCGUACAUCUUUACGAUGCAUCAAAUUAUGGGCUACACGCAAAGGUAUUUAUUCCAACGUGAUUGGGUUUUUGGGCGGGAUUGCUUGGGCAUUACUUGUAGCACGUAUCUGUCAAUUAUAUCCUCUUGCCUGUCCCAGUACGAUUAUUAGUAAAUUCUUUGGGAUCUUGAUCAAUUGGUCUUGGCCAUCACCCGUAUUACUUCAAAAGAUUGAAGACUAUCCAAAUUUCUCACUCAAGAGUUGGAACUCGCGUACGAAUCCUCAAGAUCGUAUGCAUAAGAUGCCAGUGAUUACACCCUCCUUUCCUAGUAUGUGUUCCACGCACAAUGUGACGGCUUCCACAUUCCGCAUUGUGCUGGGAGAAUUCAAGAUGGCGUCAGAAACGGUGGAUCGAAUUAUGAACGGGAACGCUCCUUGGAGCUCAUUGUUUACAAAUCAUACGUUCUUUAAAAAUUACAACCAUUAUUUACAAGUCGUGGUGAGUAGUGAUGACCCUGUGCGUCAAUUGAAAUGGGCAGGAUGGAUCGAAGCCAAAUUAAGACAGCUGGUGAUCAAAUUAGAAACUGUCCCCGCGAUGGCACUUGUACACCCAUUCUUCAAAGGAUUUGAUUAUAAACAAAAUUGUCAGACAGCGGCAGAAGCAUUUUUAGCGACGCAUGGUGUAGAUAUUGAUACAUUUAAACAUACUCCUCCUAGUCAACCCUUAGAGAAGACAGUCUACACCAAAGUGUUUUAUAUCGGACUUUAUAUCCGAAUUUCCAAUAUUAGCUCAGAACAAUCGCGCACGAUCGAUUUGGUGCGACCUAUUGCGGAAUUCAGCCAUAUGGUGAAGCAUUGGCAGGAAUUUGAUGAAAGACAUAUGGGUAUAGUGAUUGAGAAUUUGAAACGAUCUCAAUUACCAGCAGAUGUAUUUCCUGAAAAAAGCCAGGUGCCUGUUUCUAAGCGAGUGAAGUCGAAUUCACCUCCACCGGCAUCUACACCGAGUCGACCCAAUAGUACCCCACUUCCUAGUACGAAUAAUAAGAAAAAGAUGAAGAUGAAUGAUAUGCCAAUAGUGUCUUCUCCCGCUUCGUAAACCCUCAAAAACAACCAAAAAAUGGAGAGGUAUAUUAUUAAAAAAAAAAAAAAAAAAAAAA